Drosophila montana is the source of this 2442-nucleotide messenger RNA. It is a transcript of the gene EndoB, whose product is annotated as endophilin-B. The coding region runs from base 103 to 1287 and encodes 394 amino acids. Lineage: Eukaryota; Metazoa; Arthropoda; Insecta; Diptera; Drosophilidae. The record is from RefSeq and is a predicted model, not a curated record. Gene Ontology annotation, cellular component: membrane; cytoplasm. The transcript has 7 exons. Gene Ontology annotation, biological process: membrane organization. Gene Ontology annotation, molecular function: protein binding.
AUCGAUUGCUUGGCAUCUCUGCUUCUUAUUAGACUAUUGAUAAAUACAAACAAGAAUUGGCUUGCAAAAAAUCUAAUUUGAAUUAAUUAACUCCACCUGAAAAUGAACAUAAACUUGCCCAAUUUUAAUAUGAAGAACCUGGUCAAGGAGGCGGGUAGCACAAUAUCACGAGUGGUCCAGCUAACGGAGGAGAAAUUGGGCACCACCGAGCGCACCGAGUAUGAUAUACACUUUCAAAAUCUAGCAGAACGCGCCGACGUGACCAAAACAUGGACAGAGAAGUUGGUGCGCGACACCGAAUCGGUGCUUAUACCGAAUCCACAGAAUCGCGUCGAGGAUUAUAUAUUCGAAAAGAUUGAGAAAUCGAAACCGAAACGGCUCAGCAACUUGGAGCAUCUGGCGCUAGACAUGAUUGAGGCGGGCGGCGACUUUGGCCAGGACAUGCCCUACGGCCAGGCACUAAUCAAAGUGGGCCAGGCCGAGCAAAAGUUGGGACAGUGCGAGCACGACUUCAUUGCCACCUCAGGCAUAUGCUUUACGCAACCGUUGCGUAAAUUUCUAGAAGGUGAAAUGAAGACCAUCAGCAAGGAGCGCGGCAUACUGGAGACGAAGCGCUUGGACUUGGAUGCGUGCAAGAAUCGCGUGAAGAAGGCCCGCAGCAUGCUGGGUCAACAGGCGAAAGAUGGCAUUUCGCCAGAAGCUGCCUUGGAACAGGCGGAGCGCGACCUGCGCGUGGCUCAGGCCGAAUUCGAUCGUCAAUCGGAGAUCACCAAGCUGCUGUUGGAUGGCAUCAGCACAUCGCAGGCAUCGCACUUGCGCCAUCUGCACGCCUUCAUCCAGACCCAGGUGCGCUACUACAAACAGUGCGGCGAUGUCAUGGAUCAACUGCAGCGCGAGCUGGCCAAAAUGCAGCCAGCGAAGCCACGCCUGCGCAUCAAUAGCGAAGAUGUCGACGGGCCUCCCAGCAUAGCUUCGGCUCAUUCCUGUGAUUCAGAUACCAAUUCCACUCCAUUAGCACUAGCACUAGAUAGCGAUUACGAUUAUGACAAUGAUAAUGAUAUUGAGGGCUAUAAGACCAUUGACAUCGGUCCGGUCAAGACGCUCACGCAUCUGCUGGAGGACUUUGAGAUAGAGUUCGAUACAAGCGCAAUAACAACAGUCAUCUUUGUCGCCGAAUGCUCACCUGUAAAUGAGGACUACAUGUACGGUAAGCAGGGUCUGAUGAAGGGCCUGGUGCCGCGCGCCUUUGUCGAAAUGCUCGAUGAGGAACAUGAGGUAACUCUCUAAGUGGAUGGUCUUAAAUGCCAGCAACCAAAAUGAAAAGACAAAACCCAUAAUCAAGAGAACAAUCAUGAUACACAAAAAAAACUAAAAACAAAUACUCAUAAACAUUUAGAGCAAAUGCAAUUGGACAAUUACUACAUACUUAGUUCAUACAUAAUACAUAUGCAAAUUAUGCAAGAGAGUACAAUAAUUUAUCAGAAUAUACAUAUAAAGUAUACAACAUAUAUACACAUACAUAUUAUAUUAGAAAGAAAGGGCAUUGCGCCCUAGCUUAGUCCAUGUCGUUUGAUCAGUGUGCCUCAUGUAACCCACAAAAUGCAUUCCAAUCACCCAGCAUUUAGAUAUACAUAGCUAAAUGAUCUAUCCUUGUUACUUGCUCAGCUUUUAAACAGAACAAAAAAAAAAAACAAAAUAUUUAAAUAACUAUAUAUUUAUCAAUACUUAUUCGGAUAUAAAGAAUCUCCUCCUUAAUAUGAAAUUAAAUGCAAUUGUUUUUUAAAAUUCCUAAGAACUCUAUUAUCAAAAUCUAUAAAAGAAAAACAUUUACUAUUUUUCAACUUAUAUUUAUAUAGUGCAAAAAAUUCCAAACAUUUUCUAUUGUUGUUAAACUAAAGAAGCCGUUAUUAUUAAGCUUCUCAAUCUCACAUUGAACAAAGUAUUAUAUUUUGUGUUAUUUUGCUAGUUAUUUAUUCGUUAGUUAAAUUUAAAUUGUGCUUUAAAUAUACAUUCAUGAGAUUGUUAAUACUACUAUUCAAAAGAAAAUAAUUUAUUUAAGGUUAAAUAUACUUACCUUUACUGUUUUCUUUGCCUGCCUUUGUUAAAUUUUGGUGCAAUUUUUCCCCCAAAGUCAAUUAAAUGUUGCUAUUUAAAGUUUAAGAUAUGCCCAAAAAAAAAAAAACACCAAGCCAAGCCAGACUUAGCGCUAAAUCAAAGUAACAAAAGAGAUAACAAAAUUGAAAUUAACGUAAUUACUAAACGUACAAUACCAUAAAAAAAAGAAUAGAAAAGUAAACAACGAUUUUAGGUUUUCAACAUUGAAAUGCGUCUAGAGAUGGUUUUAAAAAACAAGCAAGCACACCAUAAUUUACUAUGUGAAACAAAUGUAUUAAAAUAUAAAUAUAUAAAUAAUAAAGAAUGUUAACAAUAUGCAACCAACAA